AUGGUGAGGCGCCGCGAGAAGCAAUGGGCUGAAAGUUCGGACGAUCCAAGUUCCGAGAUCGAGUACCCGCGUGGCAACGGCCGAGUCUGGGAUCCGAGCGAUGGCGAGAACACGGAGAUCUGUGUUCGGCUUCAAGGCAACGGAGGACGACGCACCGAGUGCAAUGGCCCUGAAAUGGUCGCCCAAAUCUACCAAGGACCCAAGCCCCGCCCGCGACAACAGCCACCACCACCUCCGCCCCGCGAUCUGCAACGUCGCCCAGUUCUCCCGCCCACUCAUCCUGUCUUGGCCUCCCGUACGCCGUCGCACAUGGGAAUCACCGGGCUGCACAUUACCCCGCCGGUUCAUCGCAAAUUCCGUCUCGAUGGAACCCCGCUGCAUGCUGACAAGGUUACGCUGCGCGACCCGAAGAAAGAACAACAUCCGCACUUCGUUCGAGCCAUGCCCUGCCUUUCGGCGAAGAUGAGCAAACUGGAGCGCCCAAAAGACAUCAUCAAAGGGCCAGUGAUAGUACUUCGGUCCGCUAAGAGGGAAUGGGCUAGUCUUCGUGUCGUUCCAUCGCUAGUGCAGACGGCCCAGAUCACUCGCUUUGUGCCCAGCUCUGCCCUCUACUACCCACGUCUCUCGCUCAUCCUCAACAAGCCCGUCCAGGAGAUCCAUCGCUUCACUGCCCCUCCUUUGCAACAGUUGGUCCACUCCGUCGACGACCCCACAAGCCGCGGCUUCGAGCAGUACACGGCCACGCUGAUGACCGCCCCGCCACCGAAAUGCGAGGCCGAAAUUUACAAGCCGCCCUGGCUGACAAUUCAUUACACGUUGGCGCUCGGCAAGCACGUGGCGGUGGAGCACAAGAUUCGGCAGCCACGGAUUUUCAGGGUGAAACACCUGCGCGCCCGGCGCCUACAAUGUGUCCGGGUUGAUCGCGGCCGAUUCCGGCGCACCGAACCCGUCGAACGGGUUGAACUUCUCGUCGCGGCCCAUUGCCACCACAUCCGUCUGACCACCGUCGAAGACGUUUCCACCCAGCAGACCAUCAUGCUGCUCAAGAUGGACGGCUCCGCGGGGCCGAUUCCGCCCGGCAUCAAUUGUGCUGAAGCGCCCGAAUGCGAGCUGGAAGUGCCCGAAGAGCCGCCCCAGAUCGAGGGUGCGCCAACCAUACAUCGCGUGGAAGAACAUCACCACCACCACUACGGGCUGCUUUAUAGAGGGAAAAUGGUGCUGGAGCCGGAAGACCGUGUGCCGACGGAUGAGUAUCCGGAAUAUUGGCACGAGCGCAUUCCGCGUGAGCAUGAUGGAUUGCAGCAGCAAAGGCGCACCGGAGAUGGCCGCUAUCCCUCGAGAAAGCCAGCCUACAGCCCGGCCUACCGGCGGCGUAAUCGUCUCGUCGAACCCGGCUGCUCGCCAAUUCUCGUCCGAUCGCCUACAUCACAAGAUGAGGUGACCGGGCAACCAUGCACUCCGCCACCCGAGCCGCCUCUGCCGCCCCGUCGCCAACCGAUGGUCACCUACUCGACACCAGCCUCGUCCUUCAACGAUCCGCCCGAGCAGCACUACCCUCAGAAACAUGGCAAGAAGAAGAAGAGCAAAAAGGGCAAACAUCAUCACCGCCGCUCGAAAGACCCGAGAAGUCAGAGGAAGUACACAAUCGAUGUGGAGAUCGACUACAAGGGAGAAGAUGACGGCAAGGACCCGGUCCAGGUUCGCGCGAUCCCCGGCAAAACCGUCGGCUUCGAGGCGGAUUGUGCGAUGGAUCCGGAAGCUGCGCAACCGCGUCAGGAAGUGCAAACAGCCGAAGAGGUGCCCGUCGAGCUCGACCACCAGCGACCAGCCGGCUCAGGGCGCUAUCCGAAGCCCGGUGCCAAAGAACGCAGGGUUCAGUCCCAACCAUCCAAACCCAAGGAGGCUCAAGAGGGAGGAGGUGUGAGAUGGGCUGGCCAAAUUGCCCCGACCGAAAGUGACACGAAGGCGAUGAUCGAGGGGCCAGGCUCUGCCCCGAAUGAUGGCGACUCUCCACCGCCAAAAGCCUCGAAAUCUCGUUAUGGUCAACUUGACGGUAUCCCUCCGAAGCCACCGCCGACCCGCGCGACCGGCCCCGCUGAGCCGACGUACAACAUGCAGACGGCUCGCCUGCCAUACUUUGCUCGUGUCGAACGAUCGCCGCCACCUCGUGUCACCAAGUCCGGCUACCACCUGCUCUAUGGUGUCACCGAUGGUUCGGCGGAUGCGGCUGCCGCAGAGGCCGCCAAGGCGAAACAACAGCCGCAGCCCACUGCGCAGCCUGAUCCCGGCGUCAACAUGGAGACGGCCAGAUUGCCAUACUUUGCACGUGCCGCCUUCUCGCCGCCGCCCAAGCCCACAAAAUCUGGCAUGCACCUCGUGUACGGUGUCCAAGGCGCCAACGGGGCACCAAUUCAGCCGGCCGCCGACAACAGGCGCCCAGGCCAAGCUCGUCCUCCAAUCGGCUCACCUACCGGUCACCCGACUCCAUCCGGCCUCCACCAGCUGUACGGCGUCGUCGAGGGCGAUGCGUACAAGAAGCAGCAGCCCCAACAGCAACGCCAACAACAGCGACAACAACAACAGCAGCAGCAGCAGUCGAGGAGCAGCUCAGUGCCGCGGCCGAAUAAUGUUAUGCGCCGUCAGCUUCCCAUCUCCCCGGGCAGCAGGGAUAAGAGGAAGCCGAAGCCGGUCGAACCGAGCGUUGACGUUAAUGCGCGACCCGGAAAUCCGAAGCAAAAACAUCGAACUGCUUCAAAAGGCAAAUUCCAAAUGGUGGCUGGGAAGAACCCGAAACAUUCGAAGAAGGCGCGCUCCGACAACAAGAAGGCCUCGAAGGCCAAGAAGCGCCGA
Molecule: messenger RNA, 2850 nt
Organism: Mesorhabditis spiculigera
Lineage: Eukaryota; Metazoa; Nematoda; Chromadorea; Rhabditida; Rhabditidae
Source: the annotation of a GenBank genome assembly